Messenger RNA from Gossypium arboreum, 1565 nucleotides. Its product is annotated as lanC-like protein GCR2. Gene Ontology annotation, cellular component: plasma membrane. The record is from RefSeq and is a predicted model, not a curated record. Bases 185 to 1408 code for a protein of 407 amino acids. Gene Ontology annotation, biological process: carbohydrate metabolic process; peptide modification. The transcript is spliced from 6 exons. NCBI's taxonomy places the organism in Eukaryota, Viridiplantae, Streptophyta, Magnoliopsida, Malvales, Malvaceae.
GUAUGGGAAAAAAGGAAAAUCGAACAUUUUGAUGUGAUGAAUGAUUCAGGUGGAUUUUUAAACGACACUUGUAUUUGGAACCUGCUCGAAAGGUUCUUUCUUGCUCUUCCUUUUAUAUUAUUCCUGGGAAUUCAGUGAAACAGGUCUUAUUCACAAAGACGAAGCUUGCAAGACGGGAAAAGAAAUGGCUGAUCGUUUCUUUCCAAAUGAAAUGCCUACUUUUGUGGCGGAAUCAACUGUCUCUACAGGAACUGCCGGCGGUGACUCACUCACCACCUUCCUUUCUUUACCUUACAAAUCUCUCUCUGAUCACCUCAAAUCCGCUGCUUUGGCCCUCAAAGAAACCGUGGUGAGGGAGACUUGGGGUUUGAGUGGAAAGAGAGUGCAAGAUUAUACUUUGUACACAGGAGCUCUUGGGACUGCUUAUUUGGUCUUUAAAGCAUACCAAGUUACCAAGAAUGACAAUGAUCUUAAAUUAUGCUCUGAUAUUGUUAAAGCUUGUGAUUCUGCUUCUAAAGACUCUGGGCGUGUGACGUUCAUUUGUGGACGGGCUGGUGUUUAUGCUCUUGGUGCUGUCAUAGCAAAGCAGUCCGGUGAUACAAGUUUAGAACAGCGCUACUUGGCAAAAUUCAAUGAGAUCAGAUUCCCCAGCGACUUGCCACAUGAAUUAUUAUAUGGGAGAGCAGGGUUCUUGUGGGCCUGUUCAUUCUUAAAUAAGCAUAUCGGCAAAGACACGAUAUCUACCGCUCACAUUCGAGCAGUUGUAGAUGAAAUUAUUGAGUCCGGUAAACGGCUGGCGGGCAAGGGAAGAUGUCCAUUGAUGUAUGAAUGGCAUGGGAAGAAGUACUGGGGAGCUGCACAUGGACUGGCAGGAAUUAUGCAUGUUUUGAUGGACACAGAAUUGAAACCGGAUGAGGUGGAGUAUGUCAAGGGUACUCUUCGCUGUAUGAUCAAAAACCGUUUCCCCAGUGGGAAUUAUCCAUCAAGUGAGGGAAGUGAAUCUGAUCGUCUUGUACAUUGGUGCCAUGGUGCUCCUGGCAUCACACUCACCCUUGCAAAAGCAGCCGAGGUGUUUGGGGACAAGGAAUUUCUACAAGCAGCAUUGGAUGCCGGAGAGGUAGUUUGGAAGCGAGGUCUGCUUAAGCGAGUUGGAAUCUGUCAUGGUAUAAGCGGGAAUGCGUAUGUAUUCCUUUCACUGUACCGAUUGACUGGCAAUGUGGAGUACUUAUAUAGAGCCAAAGCAUUUGCUUCCUUCUUGUCCGAUAGAGCAGAGAAACUUAUAUCUCAAGGAAAGAUGCAUGGAGGUGAUCGUCCGUAUUCCCUCUUUGAAGGUAUUGGGGGAAUGGCGCAUCUCUUUCUGGACAUGGUCAAAGCGUCUGAGGCGAGAUUCCCUGCUUAUGAAAUUUAAUAAGUUAUGUGAUAAACUUAGAAUGUUAUAUGACAUUAGCAAGUGGACCUUAUGAAAUCCAUUCAGCAUUAGAAUGUUAUAUGACAUUAGCAAGUGGACCUUAUGAAAUCCAUUCAGCAUGAUUGGUGGUGAGUUUGUGGCUCCCAGCUUAAGCAAA